Branchiostoma floridae (Florida lancelet) is the source of this 787-nucleotide messenger RNA. RefSeq names its product violaxanthin de-epoxidase, chloroplastic-like. Bases 179 to 766 code for a protein of 195 amino acids. Gene Ontology annotation, molecular function: violaxanthin de-epoxidase activity. Gene Ontology annotation, biological process: xanthophyll cycle. The record is from RefSeq and is a predicted model, not a curated record. The transcript has 3 exons. Lineage: Eukaryota; Metazoa; Chordata; Leptocardii; Amphioxiformes; Branchiostomatidae.
CGUUGUAAGUCAUACAUAGUUGGUACAAUCAGAUGUCUCCUGUCCUCGAAUGACUUCUGUAAGGACAUAUGUGUACUCUGGCCCCUUGUCUGUGCACUGUUCAAGUACACCAAACAAACGCAAACUUACAUGACGUUAUGUAGACUUUGGAGCUUGAACAGAACCACCAGUCUUCAAAAUGGGGGACCGUAGGAGAAUGCAUUGUUCUCUCCCCCUGUUCCUGCUCGUAGUGGUGUUGUCGCCUGUCGUGUUUAGCCAAAAGAUUGACAUCCUUUGUCUUCUUGAGCACUGUGGUGUACAGAUGUACGAAUGUGUCACCAACACGACAUGUCGGGACGCUCUCACCUGCUUUGGCGGCUGCGGUACCAACCUGACCUGUACCAUGCAAUGUCUCUACUCGUACGGAUACGAGGAUCCACAGUUCACCAAAUUCUUCACAUGUGCGACGGUCCAACACACGUGCAUGACGACAGCGCCAUCUUCGUUCAACUGUACCAAGCCUGAAAACCUGGCAAAGAACUUCACUUUCAAUAUGCUGAAAGGGCAGUGGUACAGCGUGCGAGGGAUGACCCCACCUACAGACUGUUACGACUGUUCUUCUUUUCUGUACGAAACCUAUCAACAUGGUUUCGCCAUGAGAAACACCUUCGACGCUGAUGUGGUUAAUGGUAAGGCCCCCUUUCCACUAGAUGGCUAUCGCGCUGCGCUCUCACUGCUGCUAGAUAGGAUAUCUGUAUCCUUCGCUUUCACACUGGAUAUAUCAUAAGAAACGAAAAACUGUGACUUA